AUGGAUAUUGAGAAUAAUUCAAAAAAUGAAGACCCAACUUAUCGUUCGAAAGAAAAAAUAUUUGGUACAAAGGUGUGUCAACAAAAAAAAAAGAAAAAAGUUAAUGCUUUAAAAUAUCACUUGUCUGAACAAGCUCAACAAGUAAAAAGAAAAAGCAUUGAUGAAACAAAUGAAGAUGAAGAAUGUUCACAUCAUGCCAUAGGAAUAAAUCAUACAAAAACCAUGGUAAUAAAUGAUAAGGAAAAAAAAAAUAUAUAUAUAUGUAAUAACAAAAAAAUAUGUAACAUAAAAUCAAAUGAUAUAAAAUUAAUGAUAACAAAAUAUAAUGAUAUCGACGAUAGUAUACUACACAAAAGUAAUAAUAUAGGAACUAGCAAAUUGGAAAAGGACACAAAAAAGGGAAAAACUGAAAAAUUUGGAAAAUAUGAAAAAUAUGGAAAUAAUGAAAAAUGUGAAAAAAAUGAAAAAUAUGAAAAAAAUGAAAAAUAUGGAAAAAAUGAAAAAAUUUAUCAAAAUCAACCAGAUUUUCAAAAUGAAAAAAUUAUCCAAAUUCAUAAUACAAAUAAAAUGUGUAAAAAAGAUUAUAUCGAAAUAAAAACAAAUCAAGAUGAGGAUAUUUUAAAAAAUAACAAAGAAAAAAUAGCUGAUAAUAAAAAAUAUAUUAAGAAUAUUUCUUUAUCACAUAUAAAUGUUAUAAAAGAUGAAAAAAUGAAAACAUGUAAACACAGUAAUAAUCAUGUCAUUAACAUUUUUGAAAAAUAUGAUAAUAAUAUAUCUUGUUUCAGUACUUUUUCUGAUUUAAAGGAAGAAAAUGAAAAAUGUUUUAAAAAUGACAAAGAAAAAAUGAAUCGACAAAAUAAUCAAAGAAGUAUGAACAAAAAUAUAUAUUUUUUAAAUGAUAAGUGCAUAAAAAAAAAAAAAAUAAAUAAUAAUAAUAAUAAUAAUAAUAAUAAUAAAAAUAAUGUAAAUAAAGAAAAUAAUAAAUAUGAUGAAAAAAAUAAAUAUUGUGAGAAAAAAAAAAAUUGUGAGAAAAAAAAAAAUUGUGAGAAAAAAAAAAAUUGUGAGAAAAAUAUAAAUAGCGAGAAAAAUAAAAGCCAUAUAUACAAUUUAUGGAAUGAAAAAUAUUUAAAAAAAUUAAAGGAACUAGAAAAGAAAAUAAAAAGGGAAAAUAAAAUUAAGAGCAAUAUAAUUAAUAAGAAAAAAAGCAAACAUACCCAAAAUAAUAUCCUUAAUUUCAAAAUUCAGCAAAAAGAUAAUUUGAAAAAAAUUAAUCAUAUAAGUUCUCUUGAUUUUUCUGAAGGCAAAAAGGAAAAUUUUGAGGAAAAUAUGAGUGGUCUUGUUAAAAAUAAUUAUACUGAUUAUAAUUAUUAUGAAGACGAACAGCCUAUUCAAUUAAAAGAUAAUAAUCAAUGUUUUUAUAAUAAUAAUAAUAAUAAUAAUCAAAAUGAUAGUAGCAGUAUGAUUUUGAGAGAAAAUUCAAAGGAAUCCAAUGAUCAUAAUGAUUACAAUGAUAACAAUGAUAAUAAUAAUAAUAUGAAUAUCCCUGUUAAUAAUAAAAGUAAAUUGAGAAAAUUUGUUUAUAUUUUUUGCAAUGGUUGUUUAGUUGUAUUUUUAGGGGUUAGCAAUAAUAUUUGUGGUAGAAUGAGGAAUCGAGUUUUAAAAAAUUUUGAUAGUUUAACGGCUUCAUAUAAUGCUUUAGCUUAUGUUACUAUUUAUUUAACUUUGUGUAUAUUAUAUACAAAUUCGAGACAUAUAAGAAAAGAACAUUGGUUAUAUAUAUAUCCAUGUUUAAAAAAUUUAUUAUUUAAAAAAAAGAAAAGUAAAAAUAAUAUGAACAAUAAUAUGAACAAUAAUAAUGACCAUAACAAUCACAAUAAUACAGAUAGUAAUAAAGAAGUAGAAAGUAAUAAUUCUUAUGAAGAUUAUUUUGUAACAAAUGAUUCUUAUAAAAAGGAAGAUCAAAAUUUACUUGCAAAUUAUUCUAUUGAUAUAAAACAGAAGGAAGAAGAAAGUAUGAAAAAAAAAAAGAAAAAAAAAGCAAUUUCUAAUUUUUUUCAUUUUAACAAGAAAAAGAUAUAUGAUGAACCUUUAUUAGGAAGAAAUGAAGAAAAAAACAAAAAAACAAAAAAUGAUAAUUAUGAUAAGAGCGAAAAUUUUAAUAAUUAUAGAGAUGAACGUUCUAAAGGUCAUAAUGAGAAUCAAUCCUAUUACCAAUCGACACAUAAUUCAUCCAUGAAAAAUAUAUUACGUGAAGAUGUAGGUAAUCAUAAUGAAAGUAGUAAUAAUAAAAUGUGUGAAAAAAAUCAAAUGAUGAUAUGUAAUUCAUAUCAUGUGGAUGAUGACAAUAUAUAUUAUAAGGAAAUUAGAAAGAGUAGUAUGGAUAAUAUAAAAGAUGAUAUUACUGGGAAAUAUAACAUGUGUGAAAAAGGUUAUCAUAAUAUAAGUAAUAAUAAUAAUAGUAAUAAUAUAACAUAUGAUGAUGAUCCUAAUAAUAAUAAUAAUAAUAAUAAUAAUAAUAAUUAUAAUAGUAUAUAUAAAUAUUAUUACAAUAUAAUAAAAACAAAAUGGAAUAGUUUAGGUGCAUAUAAAUAUGUUAUUAUGAUAGCUUUACUUGAUAUUGUCGCAAACACUUUAUAUUUUGUAUCCCAGCUAGCUAUUCCUUUGACAGUUUUAUUAUUAUUGAAUCAAUUAAUUUUUAUAUUUUCUCUUAUUUUAUCUUUUUUUAUAUUAAAAAGGAAAUAUAAUAUUCAUCAUAUAAUAUCAGUAAUUAUUGUUUUAAUUGGAUUUUUAUUUUUUUACAUUCCUUUUGUGUAUAAAGAUAAUAUAAAAAUAAAAAAAGAAAGUUGUGUAAAUUAUUAUUUGAAUUCUCAUUAUGCCAUAAAUAUAAAUAAUAUAUAUGAUGACGAUAUGUAUAAUAGAUGUGAUGGAGGCAAAGUUUACAAUAAUAUAAAUACUGUGCGAAAUAUGAAUAAUGGUUAUAAUAUGAUGGGUGAUAAUGCAAUAAAUAUUGACAAUAGUAGUAACGGUAGAAAUCCAACCACAAAUAAUAAAAAUAAUACAUAUAAUGAUAGUACAUAUAAUGAUAAUGAUAAUAAUAAUAAUAAUAGUAAGCCCCCGUGUAGUGACCCCUUAUGUGCAUCUCCAUUCAGCUUAGUCUUCUCUAUUUUUCUUUGUCUUAUAUCCAUUUUCUUAACCUCCUUUGGAGGUAUACUGAGAGAAAUAUUUUUUCAAGGAUAUAACAAUAAAUAUGAAACCGAGAAAAAAGAUAAUGCUUAUGAAAAGGUUCAUAUAGAUGAUUCAGACUCCUACUAUAUUAUGUCAAACAUAAAGACGAACAAUAAAAAGGAUAUUUGCUUUACAGAUGAUAUAAAUAAUUCGUUUGAAUAUGAUGAUGAUAUACAUAAAAAAAAUAAAUCAGAUUUGUAUAGAAAAGAAAAGAACAAUGUACAUACAUUUAAUAUGAGUACAUCGUAUUCAAUUAAUGAUGCAAAUUUUAUGAAAACAAAGAAAUAUAAAAAUACGGUCGAUGAAUUUUCAAAUUUUAAACAGAUAAAUAAUAAAUCAUAUCAUAAUAACAAAAGUGUUAAUUAUAAUAAGAAUAAUGUAACAUAUAUAAAUAAUAUUCUGUGUGAUGAAAAUAAGAGUUCUCACAUAAAUAAUUAUGAUUAUAAAAAUGAUAUAUAUAUAAAUGAUAUAUAUAAAAAUGAUAUAUAUAAAAAUGAUAUAUAUAAAAAUGAUAUAUAUAAAAAUGAUAUAUAUAAAAAUGAUAUAUAUAAAAAUGAUAUAUAUAAAAAUGAUAUAUAUAAAAAUGAUAUAUAUAAAAAUGAUAUAUAUAAAAAUGAUAUAUAUAAAAAUGAUAUACAAUAUAGAUAUAAACAAUAUAAUAAAAGAAGAAAAAUAAAAGAUAAGAUUAGUGUUAUUUUAUUAUCAUUCAAUGUAUCGCUUAUACAAGUAAUAUUUUUACCAUUGAUUAUAUAUUUUCAAAUGUUAUUUAAUAAAAAUAAAAAUAUAUCAUAUUUAUUAUUUAUUAAAAAUAGUUUAAGAUGUUUUUAUGGAGAUACUAUCGAAAAUAAUUUAAAUUGUAAAUAUUCUUUUAUGGUAUAUACUUUAUAUAUAAUUGUAAACGCAUUGUUUAAUAUAAGUGUUUCUUCAUUUUAUAGUAAUUAUUCAUCAGCUGAAUGUUUCCUAAUAUUAAAGUCUUCUACACCCAUUACAUUAAUUGUUCUAUAUUUUUAUAAUAUACCUUUCAUAUCAGACACGGAUAAAUAUUUUUCUUUUUAUUUUCUUAUAAGUAUAGUUAUUGUCUUUAUAGGAGUAAGCUAUUUUUUCUAUCAAUCCAUAGUAGAAGAAAAAAAAAAAAAAAAAAACACACAGCAAAUAAGAUAA
This is a messenger RNA of Plasmodium falciparum 3D7, 4386 nucleotides long. Its product is annotated as putative transporter. Gene Ontology annotation, cellular component: endomembrane system; membrane. Lineage: Eukaryota; Apicomplexa; Aconoidasida; Haemosporida; Plasmodiidae. Gene Ontology annotation, molecular function: transmembrane transporter activity. The record is from RefSeq and is a predicted model, not a curated record. Gene Ontology annotation, biological process: transmembrane transport.